Molecule: messenger RNA, 3352 nt
Organism: Hypomesus transpacificus
Lineage: Eukaryota; Metazoa; Chordata; Actinopteri; Osmeriformes; Osmeridae
Exons: 6
Coding region: 695-3181 (828 amino acids)
Source: RefSeq, a predicted model, not a curated record
GAGAGAGAGAGAGAGAGAGAAUGAGAGGGAUACUCAGUGUUACUUGUGAAGCAUGACAGGGUUACAAGUUAUCUAGCCUCACUGGUCUUUCUCGUUGAUCUGGGUGUGUCGAGUUUGUGGAACGCCAUUCACUGCCUACUGACACCCAGAGAUGACAUAACAUGAAGGAUCAUACCAGGGGAGGAAUGACAGAACUCCAGAAAGAGACAUACGUAGCCUUCCUGAAGAGAGAUAGAGAGAUACAAGGGUGAGAAAGAUAUAGAGCGUGUAUAGUGAGAUAGAGGGAGAAAGAGAGAGAGGGAGAAGGAGAGAGAGACAGAGAGUUUCGGCAGUAGCAAUAGGUGAUACAGGGGCAGUUGUGCUGUUUUGGUCACAGGCAGCACACAGAGGGGAACAGUCAUCACAAAGAAGAGUGCAGUCGUGACGCUGAAACCUUUUCAAAACCUGUAAGUGAACGAAAGAGAAAAAAGGUCAAAGAAUUUUAACGGACAGAAGGGAUUUGGAGUUGAAGAGAGUAAAAGGCAUACAUUGUCAAGCAGAAAGUGCUUCGGAAGCCUGAACAUGGAAAAAGACUGGAAUGUGAAAGAAGAGAUUCACCGGAACUUGCUUCCCAAGUGAGACAGAGGACACAGACAAACACAAGGAUUGGCCACCUCACUAGGAUCUGAUGUGAGAGAGGGGACCACUUCCAGGAAUGUCUCAACCCCGCUCGCCCCAGGACACCCAGGUCCUGCUCCAGUCCAUGCUCCAGAGGCUGAAGCUCCAGCCGGGCACCAACACCCAGCGACGGCAGAGCCCCCUCAGCCCCACCUCAGACACCCAGGACCCGGGCCAGGAUGGAGAGAGGUCCCCCUCUCUCUGGACAAGACGAGCAGGAAACAUCGGCAGCAACGGGGACGUGGGUCUGUCUCCCGUUGAUGAUGUCAGCCGGGCUAAGGGUGCAGGGAGACAGGGUAGGGCCAGCAGGCACACGUUAGGGAAAUGGGACUCCAGGGAUGAGUUUGCGAUUCCAGACUUUGAAUCUAAGGUGACUGGCUUUAAGGACGCUCCAAGACGGUGGCAGGCCCACGCUAUGCCUAGCAGGGACGUUGACCGGGUGUCCCAGCCUCUUUCCGUGUCUCAGGGUGUCUCCCCCCCAAGUCAUGUGAUGGGGAGCCGAGGGUCGGAACAGCCUCUGUCACCUGUCGUUGCCCCUCCAAGUAGGGAAUGUUUGGCGGGUGGCACAAACGAACACCCGACACAGACUUCCACUGGGGGAGACGUCACUCCCUGUAGGAAGCAGGAAGAGGAAGUUCCUCAGCUGAAGAGCAGGAAGCUGAAGUUUCCUUUCAGGGGGCGUGGCUCUGAUAAGCGACUGUCACGGGCAGGGGUACGAGGUGGGUCAGGGAAGGAAGCGAGAGGGGGAGAGGACAAGGGAAAGGGGGAGAGUGAGGUAGGGGCAGGGGGUGAGGAGAGGAGAGAGUUGGCUGUUGGAGACCAGACCACGGGUCAGGAGGGGCUGUCAGAGCAUGCUGGAGUUCUGAAUGAUGGCCCCGAUGCUGGGGAAGUGCCAUAUGCACAUUUGACCUCACCGCCUUUCAAUAAGGACAGCUGUGCUGUGGUUGCUGCAGGCACUGAGAGCUCUAGAACUUCCUCCCUGAACCAGUCAGAGUCUGGCUUCACCCCAAGGGUCUAUAUGUGGUCUUUGGGAAUCGCCAACCCUGGUCUGGACACAGGGAGUCCGGUGAAGAGUGGGGCUAUCGGGAACGGGGGGUUGAAUGACGUCAUGGGUGUGUUUUCGGCCAAUCAGGGCACAGCAGACAGCUCCUUGGUAGCGGCCAAGAAGAAAAAAAGGUUGUCAGAGAGAUCGACGAAGAGAUGGACUCUAAACAUCAUGGAUCGAUGGAGAGAGAGCCGUGGGAGUUUGGGAAAGAGGGAAAAAAAAGACAAUGGAAUAACAGAAGGAAAAAUAAAUUUUUCAACUCAAAACCAGCGAUUGGUUGCAGAGGCUGACAUCACAGAAUUGUCCAAUGAUAAGGGAGCUCAGACAUCCCAGGGGCCUAUCAGAGAGGUCCAAGGUGAAGCUCCACCUACUGGUUCAGAGAGAGGGAUCACAGAGGGUCACGUAAGACGCUCCAGUGAUUUUGACUUUGGCCUGGGCUCAUUCAGCCUGCUGGAUGAGAUCCUCACAGGACAGGAGUGGGCCCAGUUCCUCAGUCCCACCCAGACAGAUGUCCCAACCUAUCAAAGACUCAGUAAAUCGGAAUCUCACCGACUAGGGACCAACCAGACCCUUCAAAGCCAGGAUACUGACCAAUCAAGUUUGAACCUGAACAGAGAGAGCAGACCAGGAACUGCAAACACCCAGUGGAACUUGGGGCCGAUGGACCAGGUUCCCAACAGAGACACAGCACACAUGUCGACUGAUGUCAGUAUGGACAUUUCAGAACCAAGCCGAAUCUUUAAACAGUACGGUGAAGUUGAAGUCAUCCAAUCAGAACCAAUGGAACACAGUGAUGUCCAAUCGCACCUCAGCUGUGACGAGAUGAGAACCAAUCCAGUCCUUCAGAUGGACUUGUUCGUUAACAAGCCAGAGGGCAGUCUACACAACUCUGCACAGAGGAACCAAAUCCCCCCGAACAGGAAGAGAGUGUACCAUUCGCAGGUUAGGGAGGCCGAGAGGGAAGGAAAGAAGGAGGAACAGCGAGACAGAGGGAGAGAGGACAGGAACGGAGAGAGCCUGAAAGAGGGCACGACAAGCCAAGCUCAGCAGGAAGAAGGAUCGCAGGACGACCAAAGUGUCAUCAUGCCUCUUUAUCCCCUGCGCUCGCCUCCUGCCUCUCUCUCUCCUUCCUCCCCCUCUCCUGCUCCGCGGUACCGCGGCAUACUGAAGCACUCGGUGUCUCGCGACUCCAUGGAAACGGUGACCAAAAAGAGACGUUUAGACAAUAUAGUUUGCGUGAGGUUCGCAGAAGAGGUGGUCGCCAUUGAACCCAGAGAACUCGUUCUGGAAGACAACGACACGGAUGAGGAAGAAGAGAGCACCUGGACAGAGGAUGAGGAGUCAGAUGAUGAAGAAGAGGAGGAUUCUGGGAUGCAACAGGAAGUUGUGCCUGUGCCUGUGCCCGUGUCCCGGCCCUCUCUGCCAGCCUGGGUGUCAGCUCUGAAAAUGAAAAAGUCUGGAAGAAAACCUAAACAAUGACUUGCACCGCAUUUCCACACACACACACACGCACAGACAAACACGCUUGUCUUUUACAACUAUUUUAUACAAAAUCCGCAGCUUGUCCCUUUGUACCAGUUAACUGCACUGAAAAAAUGAUGUCCAGACAACUAUGACAAUAAAGUAUCAAAACUCAUUGGCCUUAUCUAU